AUGCCUAUGCUUGGAGUAUGUGAAGUAAAAUUUGCAGAAAAAGUAGCAAAUUGGAUAGCCAAGGGACUUCAACCCAAGAUCAAUGAAAACAUUCAACAAAAUGUUAAAGCAAAAUUGAACACAUUGGUUCUAGCUGGUCAUAGUAAAGGUGGAAAAACAGUAUUUGCUCUAGCAAUAGAUCAAGCAAAAACCAACCUCAAAUUUUCUGCCCUAAUUGGAAUAGAUCCAGUAGCAGACCCAUGUAAGGGCAAGAUAACAAGAACACGUCCUUGCAUUCUAACGGGCCAGGCCCAAUCCCUAAACUUAAACAUGCCUGUUAUGGUGAUUGGAACUGGGCUAGGCCCAAAACCUUCUAAUUGCUCUCUUGUACCCUGUGCUCCUGAGGGGAGGAACCAUGAGGAAUUUUUCAAUGAGAGUAAACCACCUUGUGCACAUUUUGUUACUAAGGAUUAUGGUCAUAUGGAUAUGUUGGAUGAAGACACCCAAGGUUUAAGAGGAAGACUUUUGAAGUGUAUGUGUAAGAAUGGAAUUGGACCUAAGGAUUUGAUGAUAAGGACCAUGGGUGGCUUAGUUGUUGCAUUUUUGAAGGAUUAUUUGUAUAACCAAAAGAAAAAUUUUCAAGCUAUUUUGGAUGAUCCUAAUCUUGCUCCUGCCAAGCUUGAAGACCCUGUUUUUUAUCCAUGA
Vicia faba (fava bean) is the source of this 684-nucleotide messenger RNA. Lineage: Eukaryota; Viridiplantae; Streptophyta; Magnoliopsida; Fabales; Fabaceae. The record is from the annotation of a GenBank genome assembly.